This is a messenger RNA of Sphenostylis stenocarpa, 840 nucleotides long. NCBI's taxonomy places the organism in Eukaryota, Viridiplantae, Streptophyta, Magnoliopsida, Fabales, Fabaceae. The record is from the annotation of a GenBank genome assembly.
AUGGGUUGGCUCGUGGGUGCAAAAGGGGGAGCUAGGGUUCAAUGGGGUAGUGGGCUGCAGACGCGAAUCACGAUGGCUCACGCUUGUUGGUCGCGGUGCCCCUCGACGAGGAUUCACUCUCUACUGUCAGACUAUUUCUCACACACUGCCAAUGCUUCUUUUCUUUUUAGCCACCUAUUAAAAGACAUUGAUAUUCUGCGUGUGAAGUAUACAGCGCUUAAAACCAUUCUUCAAUGUGUUCCAAUUAAUCAAAUCCCUUCACCAAUGGUUAUGACCCAUUUAACUGAAUUUUCAAACUUUUCCAACCCGUUUACCUCAUCGGAUCAAGUUCGGGUCAAACAGUAUCAAUACUUCAACUUGCAAAAACGGCUCGAGUCAAGCCGCCACAAGGCACAAGCCAAGCUACAACUAGCCGCUAAAAUAAAAUGUGGCUCGGCUUGUCUAGUUGCGGUUAUAACGGCUUCACUUGUUGUUAUUAUUAUCUUUUAUGGGCUUGCAUUGAUUAUGGCUAUGCCUGGAUUGGCUUCAAUGAAUUUGGGUUCGGAAAGGAAGUUGGCUAAGGUGGCGGCUCGGCUCGAUGCAGCCGCGAAAGGAAGUUAUAUAGUGAAUAAGGAUUUGGAGAUGACAAGCCGGCUUGUGGUUCGGCUUAAUGAUGAGCUGGAAUACAUGAGGAGAAGAGUGAAAAUUUGGGUUAAGAGAAGGGAGAAUAGAGUUGAAGGCAAUGAUGUUGUGCAGUUGUUGAAGAAGAAGCAUUGUAGUUUCAAUGAGCAAUUAGAUGAAUUGGAAGAACAUUUAUAUUUGUGUUUCAUAGACCUUGUGCUAUGUCAAAUUAGUGAUUGA